CUCCCAAACACCAAACACUCCUCGUUCGGAAAACACACUCAAGCCCUAAGGUUCCAUACCUAAAACCCAGCUUCGUCAACGGAACCGCCGCCGCCGUCCGUGGUUGUCGGCGUCUUCGCGGCCUCCUCCUUCCCCUGUCCCAAAACCAUACGGCCAGACCUUCUCUUUGUCUGCUCAGACGCGCUUCCGCCGCCGUUUGUUUGCCGUUCACGUUCGCCUCUUCGUUCAGUCGUCGUCUUCCUUCGCGUUCUUCGCCGUUCACGUUCGCUCGGUGUUAACCGUUCGCGUUCGCAUUCGCAUUCGCGUUCGUCUGGAAGCCACGUUGCUCUGCUUCAAACUCUGCGACCAACCCGCGCGCUCCACCUAGCCGUCGAACUGCUCUCUUUUGUCGCCGCCGGAUAUGAUUGGGUGGUUGAAUUGUCCAGGCUUUACCUUCAUCCCUGGCCAAGUCUAGUGAAUCUCCUUUGGUUGGGGUUGAUCACAUCUUAACAGAUCAUCAGACCCUUAUGGAACUAGCUGAUGCUUCUGAUUAUGCACUGGCUCUGAUGCCAUCAGCUAAAGGACAGUUUUGAGCAAGUGAUCCAAAAUUUAUUUGGCAGAAGCUUUGAUCUAGAAUGCAGUAUCUGGGAUUAAAAAAGGAUACCACUCUACUCUAGCAAACUCUGAACCAUAUCAGUCCCCCUUCUCCAACCCUAGCUGCUGCCGCCGCCGGUCCGUCGAGCUUGGUGGCCGUCCAUGCUGUAGCCACUGCCCCCAAGUCUCCAACCCCUGCUCUCUUCUUCCGCGAGCUCUCGGCGCAUCCCCUGCUCUCUUCAUCUUCCUGCCGUCGUCUUCAUCUUCUCGCCAUCGUCUGGUCGGCGUCGUCCGUCAAUCAAGGGCCUGUCGGCGUCGUCUUCGAAGGUAGCAGGUUAGGUUAGAUUCAGGUGGCGAUAGCUUUGAGCCUGCAGCUAUGGAAGUUUGACCAGUUGGAUCAGCAGUUUGGUUCGGACAAUUAUGUGCAUUAGUAUGGACCAUGGAGACAGUUGAGUCUUGACCCUGGAAUUUAGGAAAGUCGAAUCAUGUUCAUCUCUACUCGCGUUUUGCUCUGCCUUCAUUCAUCUGCUCGCUUCUACGAAGAUCGUUGUUAGUGGCUUGGUGCUUCGUUCUGCCUCUUUCACUAACUUGCUCCUGCUCUCUCCAUCUCGGGCUGACCCAUGUGCCGGUGCUGCCGCUGCGUACUCACAUCAGUUCAGGGACAAAGGUACAUAUCAACACCACUGUCCUACUAUUAAAAAGAAUGUAUCAAUUCAAUAAGUGAGAUUUAUCAGCAAUAAUGUUAUAAUGAUGAAAAUUGAAAAUGUUAUUUCUUUAUCAUGUUGCUAGUUGUAUUACUGAAAGUGUAAUUCUUCAUUUUAGAGGUGACGUAGAGUAAAAACUUAUUGAUGCUCUUGUGGUUUGCAAGUUUGUGAGUGGUACUAACUACUAAGUAUACAAUAGAUAUUAAGCUGGUCACGGUUUUAUUGUUUUGCUGUUAUGUGUCUACCCUUGAACAUUAUAUGUUGGAUGUCAAUAAGCUCAUAGAAAAUUAUCACAAUGCAGUGAUGAUUCCUUGACCAGAAUUUCUUGUAUUGGCAUGCCUAUGAUGAAGCAUAGGUAGAGGUGUUAGAAGUAUCCCGGUUAAGAAGGUAUGUCUUGGUGUGCUAUAGACUAUUAAGAAGAUGAUGAUGGAGGCAAAAUGCACUGGUCAGCUUGGACAAAAGGACCUUACCAUAACAUGGGAAAAAGCUUAUUAAGUUAAAGCUAUAGUCACAAAAAGCUAAAAUAAACAAAUUAAGAGAGAGAGAGAGACCAACUGUUACAUUGUAUGCUUAAAGUGUUCAUUAUUGCUCAUGCUAGAAGUAUGUAUGGAGCGAAGGUUCUAUUGAGUGAAGUUAUGAAGCCACUGCAUCGAAUUAUCGAAGACAAGUUGAUUUCCCUCUUACAAUCAUGUAGAACAUCAAAACACAUGUGUCAGAUUCAAGCCCAAAUAAUUACCUAUGGACUCCAACACAAUCAUUUCAUCACUCCAAAUUUCAUCAAUGUGUGUUUCAACCUCACUAAAAUGGGUCAUGCCCAGAAACUGUUUGACAAAAUGUAUGAACCGAACACUGCCUCAUGGAAUGCCAUGUUCACAGGCUACUCUCAUGUUGAGUUUUACCGGGACGUUGUUGUUUUGUUUGCCCGAAUGAACCGGGAGGGUGCAUUGCCCAAUUGCUUUACCUUCCCUAUGGUUGUCAAGUCUUGUGCAAAGGUGAAUGCAGAAAGAGAAGGUAAACAAGUUCAUUGUCUUGUGGUGAGAUACGGUUUCAUAUCAAACUCCUUCGUGGGAACUUCAUUGAUUGACAUGUAUUCGUCAUGGGGAUCCGUUGGGGAUGCUUACAAGGUGUUUGCUGAAAUUCCUCAGAAGAAUGUAGUUGCUUGGACUUGUAUCAUUGUUGCCUACAUUUCAUGUCAUGACAUGCUUUCUGCCCAGUGCUUGUUUGAUGUGGCACCAGAGCGCGAUGUGAUCCUCUGGAACACUAUGGUUUCAGGCUAUAUUGAGGUGGGAGAUAUGGUGGCUGCCAGAAAACUUUUCGAUAAGAUGCCGAAUCGGGACAUUCAGUCUUGGAACACCAUGCUGAAUGGUUAUGCGAAUAAUAGAAAUGUUGAAUCAUUUGAGAAAAUAUUCAAGGAGAUGCCUGAAAGGAAUGUGUUUUCUUGGAAUGGGUUAAUUGGAGGCUAUGCUCGGAAUGGCCUAUUGUCUGAUGUUUUGGAAUCUUUUAAACACAUGUUAGUUGAAGGUUAUGUUCUGCCUAACAAUGCCACGCUUGUCACAGUGUUGUCUACAUGUUCAAGAUUAGGUGCCCUUGAUAUGGGUAAGUGGGUGCAUGUGUAUGCAGAAAGGAUUGGUUAUAAGGGAGAUCUGCAUGUUGGAAAUGCCCUAAUUGACAUGUAUGCAAAAUGUGGGGUUAUUGAAAAAGCGAUUAAUGUGUUUAACCAUCAGCAUAAGAAGGAUAUAAUUACUUGGAACACAAUCAUUAAUGGCCUCGCCGUGCAUGGGAAUGCAGCUGAUGCCUUGAGUAUGUUUGAUAGGAUGAAGCAUGGUGGAGUGAAACCAGAUGAAGUUACUUUCGUGGGAAUUCUGUCUGCUUGUACACAUAUGGGGUUAGUCAGGGAUGGAUUCACAUAUUUUCAAUCCAUGGUUGAUAGUUAUUCACUUGUGCCUCAAAUUGAGCAUUAUGGGUGUAUGGUUGAUUUGCUUGGAAAAGCUGGUCUCUUAGAACAAGCUGUAAAUUUUGUGAGAAAGAUGCCGGUGAAACCAGAUGCAGUUAUAUGGGCGGCAUUGCUUGGGGCAUGUAGAAAAUACAAGAAUGUUGAAAUCGCAGAGCUGGCUCUUACACAACUCAUCGAACUCGAACCUAAAAACACCGCAAACUUUGUCAUGCUUUCAAACAUAUAUAAAGACCUUGGAAGAUGGGAAGAUGUUGCCAAGUUGAAGGUUGCAAUGAGAGAUACUGGUUUCAAGAAAAUGCCUGGAUGUAGUGUUAUUGAGGCCAAUGAUAGUGUGGUGGAGUUUUAUUCUUUGGAUGAAAGGCAUCCGGAGACAGAGAAUAUAUACAGGACAUUGCGCGGAUUGACAAUUUUGAUAAGAUCGUAUGGAUAUGUUCCAAAUCCUGGUAUUGUUGCUUGAGGCUGAAUAUGAUUUUUAUGGAUUAAUGCGACUGGAUGCAGGGGAUUAAUUCAUGCUUCAACUCCUAGAUCAGUGGUAAGUACUCCUUGAAUCCAAAUAGUUACUUUUUUUUACAUUGCAUCCAUAAUUUUCCUUUUCCCCUUCCAUUAGAGUAGAAAAUAUUUUCUUAAACCAGAUUUUUGAAUUCUGAUGUUGUUAUUAAUCUAAUAAUUAUUAUAUUGUCCUAGCAACUACAAUGUUCAAGGAAGAAAGGAAGAGAAGGGGAAAUAGCAAGGAUUCCUUCUCUACAAAAAACCAUUUUUUUUCUGUUUCUUCUUUUUCUUCUAUGCAUAUUUCAGCACUCUCCGAAGAACUAUUAUCAAAGCUUACAGGGACAAAAAAAAAAAAAAAACAGAAUAUAGGAGCAGAAAAUGGUACCACAAAGGGGAGGGCUAGAGAGGAUGAUGGCGAAACCACUAAGCUCGGAAAAGAGGACAGCGGGUUGGCCGCGACACUGAGCAGAUGAAGGCGGCGGUGCUUGAGAUGGAGAGACGACAGAGCUUGAGGCGCGGUGAAACGCGAACGGCGGAGCUCCAGACAUUGCAAACGGCAGAGCAGGAGCUUGAGGCGUUUUGAAUGGUGGACGCUGUGAGACUUGAGUGUGUGGGAGAAUACAAAAGUGAUGAGUGAUGAGUGCUGGAUGAUGAGAGUGAUUGAGUGAAUACAUGCUUGAUGCAUACAUUCAUAUUAAAAAUAACAAUUGGUAACAAAAAAGUUGAUACCUACUGUGUUAUUAGUGUUCAAUAUAUUAUUUGGUUCCUAGAUUUUGAUAAGGGUUCUUUGUGAAAAUUGUGCAG
Molecule: messenger RNA, 4524 nt
Organism: Arachis ipaensis
Lineage: Eukaryota; Viridiplantae; Streptophyta; Magnoliopsida; Fabales; Fabaceae
Source: RefSeq, a predicted model, not a curated record